AUGUCGCCAACGAAAAAGGUUUUCACCUACAUCGGUGCGAUACUAAUAUUGAUUCUUCUCUUGACUGGGUGGACCUUGUUCUUUUUAUCUCGUCGCAAUGACACUAAGAAUAAUCCAGAACUGCAUGGUGACAUGGUGCGGAACUGGCACAACCAACCUGCUCCUCUCAGAGCGGGCCCAAAGAGGUGUACAGCACAAGAUUAUAUUUGUUGUCACGCAGAAACAGGGCCCAACCCAUCUGAAAAAGGAUUAAAAUUAGUGAUCGAUCACGAUGGUGGAGCAGAUGACGCUUUGGCAAUAACUAUGAGUAUAUUGUUUGAGAAAUAUUUUAAUGGACCUAAAAUAGCAGCACUGACAACAACAUACGGAAAUAUAAAUCAGAGCCAAGCCAUUGUCAACAGUGCAAGAAUACUUAAGCUAUGCAACAGAUCUGAUAUUCCCAUAUACGCUGGAGCAAAGCAUGCUCUAAUUUCAGGAAUUGAAUCAGAUUUCUUUUUUGGAUUUGAUGGAUUAGGUGAUGACGGCUACGUUGCCAUGGAGCCCAUAGCAAUUGAAAGCGUGAAUGCUGCAGUUGGUCUUAUUAACCUAUCAAAGAAAUAUGAAGGUGACCUUGUAAUAAUGGCGAUAGGUCCUCUCACCAACAUUGCUUUGGCCAUAACGAUGGAUCCUGACUUCAUAGGCAGAUUAUCACAACUGUAUGUUGGUGCUGGCCAUAUUUACAGUGAAUCAUUUCCUGAGCCAGAGUUCAAUGCUGCUAUGGAUCCAGAGGCUUACUACAUCCUGGCAGAUAAUGCGAGAGUAGACAAAGUGACUAUUAUACCAUACUCUCAAGUUUACGUAUCUCUAAAUGCAACAAAAAAAUGGAGAGUGAACGUUUUAGGUGCAAUAGACUCACCCAUCAUCAAAGCUCUGAACGGGUAUGAACGGGUGUCUCUGGCCUCUCCUGGUAGAGUCUGGUCUCUAUUGGAUCCAGCUGUAGCAGCUAUGGCCCUAGAUAAUAGUAUAGUCAAGGAGUACAGAAAUACUGACAAUGGGAUUAUCUUGUGUGGAGACAAAAGAGGUGUCAACACCAACAAUUUCACGUCAAAGAAUCCUAAUUCAAGACUUGUUUACACAGCGUUCGUGAAAAAGUACAAGAAAUUCUUGUUUGACGUCUAUUCGGCAUCUUCCUGCAGUAUACAACAUUUAUAA
Molecule: messenger RNA, 1191 nt
Organism: Arctia plantaginis
Lineage: Eukaryota; Metazoa; Arthropoda; Insecta; Lepidoptera; Erebidae
Source: the annotation of a GenBank genome assembly